Molecule: messenger RNA, 3990 nt
Organism: Chaetura pelagica (chimney swift)
Lineage: Eukaryota; Metazoa; Chordata; Aves; Apodiformes; Apodidae
Gene: ULK4
Product: unc-51 like kinase 4
Exons: 36
Biological process (GO): protein phosphorylation
Molecular function (GO): protein kinase activity; ATP binding
Source: RefSeq, a predicted model, not a curated record
AUGGAGAACUUCAUUCUGUAUGAAGAGAUUGGAAGAGGAAAUAAGACAAUUGUUUAUAAAGGGAGAAGAAAGGGGACAAUAAAUUUUGUUGCUGUUCUUUGCACUGAGAAAUGCAAAAGAGCUGAAAUACUAAACUGGGUUCGCUUGACUCAUGAAAUCAGACACAAGAAUAUAGUGACACUUCAUGAAUGGUAUGAAACAAGCAACCAUCUCUGGCUUGUAGCAGAAUUAUGCACAGGUGGUUCUCUAGAAUCUGUUAUUGCUCAAGAUGAACAUCUACCUGAAGAUGUAGUGAGAGAAUUUGGUAUUGACUUGAUUACUGGUUUAUACUAUAUCCAUAAGCUUGGAAUUAUCUUUUGUGAGUUGACACCUGGAAAGAUUCUGCUGGAAGGGCCUGGCACUUUGAAAUUCAAUAAUUUUUGCUUGGCUAAAGUGGAGGGUGAAAACUUGGAAGAAGUCUUUGCUUUUGUUUCAUCUGAAGAAAACGAAGGAGAUAUCAGUGAAAGAACUCCACAAAGACACCUCAAAAGUAUAUUUCAAGGGUCUCCACUAUACACAGCUCCAGAAGCAAUAAGGGGAGAGGACUUCUCCAAAGCCAGUGAUCUGUGGUCCUUGGGAUGCUUACUUUAUGAAAUGUUUUCAGGAAGACCACCAUUCUUCUCAGACAGCUUUCCUGAAUUAAUUGAAAAGAUUUUAUAUGAAGAUCCAAUGCCACCUAGACCAGAGGGUUCUGCUUUUCACAAACCUUCUGCUGAGUUCAUACGUUUGCUUGAUGGCUUGCUUCAAAAGGACCCUCAAAAAAGGCUGAGUUGGACAGACCUAUUGCAGCAUCCCUUCUGGAAAGGACUGCUUAGCUGUUGUGGUGGUGAUUCUGCAGACAGAGAAGGCACAAGCUCAAGUGAAGACACAGAGUCAUCUGUGUCUUGGAGUGCCAAAGAGGCAAUGGAUACUCAUAAAAAUCUAGAUGACCUGUCAUCUUCAAGAGUAAAUAAUAAGAUACCAAGCAGUUCUUUCAAAAUAGUAGAAACUCAGACUGAAUUGCACCCAAAAAGUUCAGUUGAUGGUGAACUAAAUGAAUCAAGAUUUCUUCUCAGUUCUCGUCCCACAUCUAGAACUAGCAUUGUAGUAGAAGUGAGUGAUACUACUACUGCCCCAAUUAAAAAUUCUCCACAAAGAGAUUCAUGCUUGAAAAAGGCUAAAAAUAUGUGCUCAAGUCAGCAGGAUAUGGAGUCAACAUUGAAAGAGCUCAUUUACACUGAAUCUGAUCUUAUCAUAACACCAGUCAUUGACAAUCCAAAGAUAAUGAAGCAAGUGCCAGUUAAAUUUGACUCGAAAACUUUACAUAUACCAACAUAUUCAGCUGAGAAGUUAUCAUCUAUGAAAGACAUGGACUGGAAUGACUACUUGCAACGAGUAUGUUCACUGCUUGGUUCCACUGAGAAGAAUACAGGAGCAGCACGGUCUAAACUGAACUUAUUGUACUAUCUGUGUACUGUGGUUGUCCAGAAAGAAGUUGCAAGCAGGCUAAUUGGCUCUCAGCUGUUUCCUAUAUUGAUACAACAGCUGCGUGCAGCUGCCAGCUGGGAUAUACGUGCCAGAGUUGCUCGAGUGAUUGGUUUACUGGCAUUACACACAUCUGAACUUGAAGAAAAUGUACCUGUUUCUGAGGCAAUUAUACUUUUAACUGAACUCAUCAGAGAGAACUUCAGAAAUACCAAAUUGAAGCAAUGCCUUUUACCAGCACUUGGAGAACUUCUUUAUCUCAUAGCCAGCAAGGAGGAAAAAGUGGAGCACCCCAGAGAAUGUUGGGUUGUUCCCUUAGCUACUUACACUGUGCUAAUGAGGUGUCUUCGGGAAGGGGAAGACAAGGUAGUGAACCAUUUGGCAGCAAAGAUAAUUGAAAAUGUUUGUACUACUCUCUCUCACCAUGCAAAAGGAUUUAUUACAGCAGAAAUUGGACCUGUCUUGUGGUACCUUUUCACACAUUCUACAAUAGAUUCUUUGAAGAUAACUGCUGUUUCGGCUUUAUGCAGAAUUACUCGUUGCUCACCUAAUGCUUUCCAGGGUGUCAUUGAAAAAGUGGGAUUAACAGCUGUACUGAAUUCCUUAGCAAAUGGAAUAUGCAAAAUUCAGCAGUACAUGCUCACCAUGUUUUUGGCAAUGUUGUCAUCUGGGAUUCAUCUACAGAGGCUGAUUCAAGAAAAGGGUUUUGUGACCGCAAUUAUUCGUUUACUUGAAAGUCCUUCGAUUUUUAUUCGAGCAAAAGCCUUUCUGGUCCUGCUGCAAGUUUUCAUUAAUAACAGGGAGAUGUUGCUACUCAGUUGUCAAGCAAGACUCGUGAUGUAUAUUGAAAGAGACAGGAGAAAGACCACACCAGGAAAGGAGCAGCAAGAUGGCAGUGAAUACCUGUCAAAAUGCCUUCAUCUUCUCAUCUAUCACAUUGUGCGGGAGCUGCCAGGAAUUCUAGGUGACAUUCUUGCUGCUUUAACUAAUGUCUCUGGACGUAAACACCCAUCAACAGUUCAGGCCAAACAGCUGAAGAUGUGCCUUCCUAUGAUGCCUGUAGUGCUUCACCUUGUUACAUCCCAGGUGUUUCGUCCCCAGAUAGUCACAGAUGAGUUUCUUUUCAACUAUGGGACCUUACUUAAUUUCAUCAGAUCAAUAGACUCAGGAGAAACAAACUUGGAUGGAGCAAUAGGGCAAGCUGCAUCAGAAAAGUUGAUUAAGACUACUUUAUCAACCUUUGAAGCAAUAACACAGCAUCCUGUCUUGUUGACAAUUCAUCACUUGACUGUUAAAGACUGUAUCCUCCCACCACUAGUUUCUUUGGUCCACAGUCAGAAUGUGGAAUGGAGACUCCUCUGCUUGCGGUUGCUCUUGGAAACCACAUCACUGCUUUUAAGCCACGAGGUCAUGGCUGAAGAGAAAGGGGAGAGCCUCGACUCAAACAGCAAGCUUCUGUCUCUUGUUAGAGAUUCAUUGCUGCCUCAGUAUGAGCAGCUUCUAAUGGCUCCAGACCCAGUACCAAUACAUGCACUGAAACUCUUGGUGGCCCUGACUGAACACAGCCCUGCUUUUGUGAGCCUUGUGGAAGAAAUCCAUCUUUUUCCAGUUGUUUUGCAAGUCAUAUUGGAACACCAAGACAGUAUCCUCGGGAAUACAAUGCAAACUGCAAUUGCCUUACUGAAUAACAUGGUUGCUAGCAAAAGCACAAACAUGAGGUUACUCUUGGAAGAAGGACUGACUCGUCACGUAUGUAAUCUCCUAAUAGAAACCGUGGCUCUGUACUUGGAGGCAAAUUACAAAAGCAGCACCAAAACUGCAAAUGCCCUGCUUCUGUCCUUGCUUAACAUUUUGCACUGUAUGCUGAUGUACACAGUAAACAUUGUGCGCCAGACUUUACAGGCACAGAAAUCUGGCACAGGAGGGGACACGCAGGCUGCUGAAGAACUUCUGGUUAUCAAUAAACCCUUGGCCGAUCUAAUUAGCCCACUUAUUCAGCUGCUUCCCAGUGAAGAGACUGAAGUAUUUGAGAGUGCCUCACAGUGCUUAUUGCUGCUGGUUCAGCUCUAUGGAGGGAACAGCCGGGAGAGUAUGUCUCCAGAAAACAUGGACAGCUUUGCUGAAGUACUGAAGUCUAAAAAAGAUGCACGACAACUGAAACUUUUGUUAAGAGUGCUGAAGAGACUGAUAACUUCAAACGAGAAGUGCUCAGGGAGCCUGAAGAAUGGUGGCGAUGCUCUUAUCCAAACUCUAGAGAGCCUGGCCCAAACUGCCAGGUGAGUUCCCUCAGGCUUCCAGGAAUUUCCAGGGCUGAGAGCUCUCCCCUCCCCUUUUGUCUGGGAUGGUCUUCUCCUGAAGGCACUAGACUUUGAGGAAGGCGGUGGCCUCCUCUGCAAGAACGGAGGUGCUAGUCCCAACAAGCUGCCAAACCUCAGCUCGUCUCCUGUAGGAUUUCCCUCAUCUAGUCCCCCUUGGACAUAUGAAUGA